Messenger RNA from Maniola jurtina (meadow brown), 1221 nucleotides. RefSeq lists its product as uncharacterized. The coding region runs from base 26 to 940 and encodes 304 amino acids. The transcript has 3 exons. Lineage: Eukaryota; Metazoa; Arthropoda; Insecta; Lepidoptera; Nymphalidae. The record is from RefSeq and is a predicted model, not a curated record.
CAACCAAUAAACCAGGAACUUAUAAAUGCAACCGCGCUCCAUCUCAGCGCAUUUGUUCCGUGGACGCUCGGAAGAAAAGUCGCGUGAUUAUGUUUGUAUAGUGUUGUUACCGGAAGCUAUGAAGAUGUUCACACGGCCCGCAGUUAGCUGCAUGUUGCUGUUGUCAACCGUUUACGCAAGCGACACCAAGGCUUCUGGUAUAUCCCAGUUCUGGACGGACGACUACAAAGUUUUCGAUCAGAUUUACGGAAAGACUUCUGAUAAGGAACUGUACGGAGCCCUACCAGCAGGUAUCACCUACGGUUUGGAUUUCAAAAAACCCAUCGCAAUCGAGGCUUCGGAAAAGAGAGAAAGAUAUUUAACCAAUGGAAAGGACCUACUAGAGUUUGACCCACAAGCUUACGAUGUUAGUGAUAGAUAUGCGAAAUUGUUUGCCAAAUCUCUACAUUCCGAGAAGACUAAACCUUCACCUGCUUUACAAUUCAUAAGUUUCUCUGACGUCAAACCUAUAAGCCAAACUACUGAUCCAGAAACGUACAACUAUUUGAAGCAUUUAGAGCACUCCACUAAAGAAAAGUAUGUUAUUCCGAAGAAAUUGAAAACUAACUUCAAAUCUUAUACCGAUGUUGAUUCGGAAUCUGAAGUAGACGAAGCAUAUAAAAGUAUUCAAGAUAUUUUGGAUGCCCAUGAAGCGAAUAAAGGGAGUACAUCUAAUGAUGACGAAGAAGAUUUUAAUGUAAGACCUAAAGGGAAGAAAAUAACAGAUGAAAGUGAUGGAUUAAAGUAUUCAAGAAGCAGAAACAGGAGUAAAGUGAGGUUCCUAAGCGGGAAUAGUAUUAAAUCUAGAUGCGUUACAGGCAGAUGUAGAACGCCUUCAGUACGCGUUAGUUCAAGGCCGUAUAUAAGGAAAAUAAAACACUAUACGUACUCCAGGCGUUGAACUUAACAUGAAAAUCAUAUGGAGAUGUUUAGUUAUUGUUAAUUUUUUUGAUAAUACUGAGAUUUUAAUAUUUAAGUAUUUAUUAAUUAUGAAAUAAUUUAAAUCUCUGUUGAGUACAGUUUUCUAUGUGUAAAUAUAUUGUUACUUUUAACAUAAUUUCUGAUGUACCUAUUCGGGAUUGUGUCGAAUAAUUUAAAUCAAAGUUUGUUAUUUUUACCACCGUAUAAUAGAUUAGAGUGCAAUAGUUUUUGCAGAGUAAUUUACUUUUAUCGUUAUGUAGA